UUCACAUACGGAUGAACAGCGCAGAUGUCAUGUGAAAGGCCACAUGCUUCCAUUCAGACACAGAGCACUAGCGGAACAGUCAUGACACACUGAAGGGGAGAAUCUGCAAUGGUGGGCGAACAACGUCCUGACAGUCUUAUUACCGCUUUCUAGCCGCCGCUUCUUUUCUCGCCGAGGAUUGGGUUUUGAUAUACAUUCAUGAUCAUUUUGCAUUUGAAGUCGCCACCAUGCGAGCUCAAAUCGAAGUAAUACCUUGCAAAAUCUGUGGCGAUAAGUCUUCUGGGAUCCACUAUGGAGUCAUCACAUGUGAAGGCUGCAAGGGAUUCUUUAGAAGGAGUCAGCAGAACAAUGCUUCUUACUCCUGCCCUCGACAGAGAAACUGUUUAAUCGAUCGAACUAAUCGGAAUCGUUGUCAGCAUUGUCGCCUGCAGAAAUGUCUUGCCCUUGGAAUGUCUCGUGAUGCUGUAAAGUUUGGGAGAAUGUCCAAGAAGCAGCGUGACAGUCUAUAUGCUGAGGUACAGAAGCACCAACAGAGACUGCAAGAGCAGCGGCAGCAGCAGAGUGGUGAGGCAGAGGCCCUCGCCCGUGUCUAUACAAGCAGCAUCAGCAAUGGUUUGACGGAUCUGAACAACGAAAUCGGUGGCACUUAUUCAAAUGGACAUGUCAUUGAUCUGCCAAAAGUACAAUCUGAAGGAGCUAAUGGAUAUUACAGUGUAGAUUCUGCUCAACCAUCCCCAGAUCAGUCUGGGAUAGACAUGGCUGGAAUCAAACAAAUAAAACAAGAGCCUAUUUAUGACCUCACACCUGUACCAAACUUGUUUACGUAUAGCUCUUUUACAAAUGGUCAACUGGCGCCUGGAGUAACAAUGACCGAAAUAGGUAGGUCUGAUCGUAUUGCACAGAAUAUUAUAAAGUCCCACUUGGAGACAUGUCAGUAUACAGUGGAAGAACUUCAGCAGUUGGCAUGGCAGACGCACACAUAUGAAGAAAUAAAAGCUUACCAAAACAAGGUGAGGGAAGUCGUAUGGCAACAAUGUGCAAUUCAGGUCACGCACGCAAUUCAGUAUGUUGUGGAGUUUGCCAAACGCAUUACAGGGUUCAUGGACUUGUGUCAGAACGAUCAAAUUCUCCUUCUCAAAUCAGGUUGUUUGGAGGUGGUGUUGGUCAGAAUGUGCCGUGCCUUUAAUCCACUGAACAACACAGUGCUUUUUGAAGGAAAAUAUGGAGGCAUGCAAACAUUCAAAGCUCUCGGAUGUGAUGACCUAGUCAGUGCUAUAUUUGACUUUGCUAAGAGUUUGUGCUCCCUUCAGCUGACCGAAGAAGAAAUAGCUUUGUUUUCAGCUGCUGUUCUGAUAUCACCAGAUCGACCAUGGUUGAUAGAACCAAGGAAGGUUCAAAAGCUACAGGAAAAGGUUUAUUUUGCACUACAGCAUGUGAUUCAUAAAAAUCACCUGGAUGACGACACAUUAGCAAAGUUGAUCUCCAGGUUACCAACUUUAACUGCACUUUGCAACCUGCACACUGACAAACUCCAGGCAUUCAAGCUGUUGCACCCAGAGACAGCCAACAGCCUGUUUCCUCCUCUCUAUAAGGAGCUCUUUAAUCCGGACUCUUCGACUAUCCCCAAGUGACGGUUGUGGCCGGCACAUGCCGCCAUGCUUGCAAUAAAGCUCUCUUUGGAAAAAGACAUGUAAAUUUAAGACUUCUAAAUGAAAAAAAAUUACUACUGCAACACUAGGAAUGUCCUGCACUUAAAUAGAUUCUUUUUCACCGCUACCGAUUAAAGAAUGUAAAUACUGCACCUGAUACGGAGCUUUAUGGAACCGAUCAGACAAUGUACAAAAGCUAAGUCAUUCUACUUUUAUCUGUUUUGGGGUAAGUUUUAACAAUCAGAUGCUGGUUAAUACUGUUUUAUAAUUAGAACCGUGAUUUUACAGUAUUAUUCCUUCUACUCAUGGCUUGGAUAUGACUUAAGAGAAUUCAGCCUAUUGGGCUGAACUGUUUCUGUGUGUAUUUUUUUUCAUGUCUUUUGUUGGGUCUUGCAAUUUUAGUUUCGAUGUUUUCGAAGAUGUCACAGUUCCAACAUAUAUACGGAUGAAAGUAUAUAUCUGGAAAAUAUGUGGAAGGAGAAAAGGACAUAAACAAAAGCCUUGUCUGGAUUGUCGGGAAAUUGAGUGUGGAUUCUAGUAUAUUCUAUGUAAAGAUGGUUUUAAGGAUUUGUUUCUUGGAAAUGUAAACUUCAGAUUUUUACAAAAAGCCCUAGUUUUCCACAUUAAGCUAUAUUUUUAUGUAUAAAGUUGCACAGAAUGACAAAAAAACACAAAUCAAAAAAGGUAGUAUUUGGCCUUUUUAGCUGAAAUGACAACAACCAAGUAAUUUCUGUUCCAAAAUCUUGUGUUGGAAGCUGUAAUGGUCUUUUUUUACUAACAGUUUGAGUCUCAGUGUUUCAGGCAGUAGCUGGUAUUAAAGUGACAUGGAUCUACAAGGAAAGGUUUUUAGCACAUAUCUUCAUCACUCCAUAACAGAACUGUCAGUCAGUGAGGGACAUGAUAACCCCAUUCAUACUUUGAUAUUGCAAAUCCCUCUCACUUGUUUUUCAUUGAAGGCCUAUUUUUGUUCUCAAAAUUUUUAUAUUUAAAAUAUCAAGAAGCACUAUUUGAUUUAUUGGUGUACUUAGACUGAACAUAAAAUACUGGAUGUUAAUAUUCUGUUCUAAACAUUACAAUUUAUUUCAGCUUGUUUUAUAGCUGUGCUAAUGCUCUUAACCUCAUUCCAGUUUCAACUGCCAAAAUAGUCAUUAUUUUAGGGGAAAAAAAGCCCGAUAAUGCAACUAGUUUCAGUUGGAAAUGGAUUUUGAUUGUUCAACGCCAGCAUGAAGGAGUUUCUUGGUGCUCGGCGAACAGUAGCCCUUUUUCUUUCUAAAUGCAGUGUAGUCACCAGCAAACAAGCCUAUAUGUUUGUCCUGUAAAAAUCGUCAUAUGCAUUACUGGAAAAAAUAUUUUACUUCGAAUGCUCCUUGUCCUUUAUCAAAUUCAUAAUGGGGAAAAAAGGGUGCAGUUAUGAUGUCUGCUCUGCCAGUAAUGGAAUUUUUUUAAAUCUAUUAACCUUAAAAAAACUAAUGUCUACAUAUCAAACAGACCCAAAACCAGGAAGAUUGAAUCUAUACAUUUCAUAGCCACAAAUUUAAUUAUUAGCCUUUGCGAUCGACGUGCAGGAAAGCUUGUGUGCAAUGUAAUGAUUUACUUGCAGUUCUUUUACAUUUUUGAAACUUAAAAAAUUAUUUUUAAAACUAGAAGUUGAGCAGAAAAGUGGUUCUAUUAUUUAUUGUUGUAUUCUAGCAAAUCAAUAACUGGUGGGGUGCAUGGUUUAAUUUCCUAUGAUUGGUGGGGGGAAAAGCAGCAGCCGUGACAAUUGUGUCUAGAUGACAUCUUCCAAAGCAAACCUUUUAGGGCAGACUUAGCAUUCUUUGAAAUAAUGCUUUCAUUUGUAAACCCAGGAAAGCAAACAGUUGGCAAAACUAUAAAUGAGAGGGAGAGAAAAUGAUUACAGUUUGUCAGUAAAACAUAUAACUCAAGUGACCCUGAUAGCUCAAAGUGCUAUUGAAUCGUACAGAUGUGAAUGACCUAAAUUCAAUCCUUGGUGUCUGUGCUGUAUAAGAUGAUCUCAGUCAGAGCAGCAUGCAUUUGAUGCAUUAUUCUUGGGCUAAGCUAGUUUUUUAAAAAAAAAAGUCUUUGUAUUACUCAUAUCCCUGAUUCUUGUUCAGUAAUGCCAGCUGAAAAACACGUGCAGUUGUUCAACGAAGAAAAUGUUCUCACUUGAUGACAACACCUUCCAUGUACUAACAAUCUAUUCAUACCAGCUGCAUAGGCACCGAUGUAAAGGAUGGCCAAAGCAGUGGAGAGCCGCCCUAGUAUAACAUACCACCAUCAGGAAAGAUGGGAAGAAAACUGAAGGUUUAAAUUUUGUAGGCUCAAGAUAAACUCGCCAUUUUUGUAAGGCACAAUUGCUUUUAAACAAGAUCUGUUGAAUUAAUUUAUGAAUAGCAUUGCAGGGAAGCAACUUUUCAGCUUUUCCAAUUGCCUUCCACAGUCACCACUUAGUCUCAACAUUAAGUGCAUAAAGGGGAAGACCAAGUUGAAAAAAAAACACUUGAGUGUUACUUUGCUGCAAUAGUGCCUUCCACAUGGUGCAGAAAUGUAAAACCAAUGUUAUACUGUGACAUUUGAAGAUAAAAUCUCUUCUUCUUGAUAUCCAGCCCUUUCAAUUUGACAAAAGAAAAUCCCACUCUGUACUUUACAAAAAUGCAUGAUAUUUCCAAUUUAGCUGUUACUGUUUGUUCUUUCUUCUCUCCUGGAAUAAAAAGAAGCUUGCAAAUUGUAUUAAAAUCUUGCAAUCUCUAGCUGUAACUCUUCCGACAUGUCCAGUAUCUAAAAUGAGCUAGGAGUUAGAUAUUUAUUAGUACGCAGUCUGUAUGAAAUUGACAAUUAUAUACUAACUUGCGCAUUUUACCUGAGUUUCAAGGCAUUUUUCCUAAGAUGUUUUAUUACAUUUUAGUUACUAUGUGAGAUUUUUUGAUUUGCUCACAGUACAACUGCCUCUUUAUAGCUAGACAGCAGCCAUUCUUUGCUCUCUGUUGCUAUUACUGCUCUUUUCUGUAUUCUGACUAGCCUUUCCCUAAUCGUUUUAUUAUUACAAAACAUCAGUCUGAUUUCAAAAUUAGAAUGGUAACUGCUACUUUCGAAAUUCUGAUGGAUAUCCUAGACUCCAUAUAACAACCAUUGCCAAAACUAAAGUAUCAAAAACAAUAGGAAUAGUGGAAUAAAUUUCAAUAGGAGUUCUCCAAUGCCCUGAGAGGGAUUGUAGAUCAGAGAGGACUGUAACAGUGAAAUAAAUUUGGACAUUGUCAAUCUGAUGCAACUGGCAGCUUUCAAUGGUGCACCAUCUUCCAUGUCUUAGCAGUAAUUUAUAUUUUCUGUAUGUAUUUGUGGGGUGGGGUGUAUUUAAUGUCCAUUCUUAAUUGCCCCAUGAGCAAUUUAGAGUCAUGUACAUUGCUUUGGAUUUGGAGUCACAUGUAGACUGCGCAUAGUCAGGCUGGCAGACUUUCUUUCCUUAAAGACAUUGAUGAACCAUCAGGGUUUUAAUGACCAUCGACAGUUGUUACAAUGGCCGCUGACUUUUUAUUCCAGAUUUUUUUCAUUGAAUUCAAAUUUCACUGUUUCCUGUUGAAUUAUUGAACCCACAUUCCUGAAUAAUAACCUGAAAUUCUGGACUACUAGUCCAGUGACAUUACAACUAAAGCACCAUCUCCCAUUCAGGGGAUCCAUUGGGAAUACUAGUUUGAACAACUUUUAAACAGUACACUUCUGCAGACGUAAGCGUGCUUCUAAAGUUAGAUCAGUUAGUUAAACACACUACUCUGGCAAAUUGGAGAUUUUCUCUUCUUCUGAUGUCUGUUGGCUUUGAAAUUUCUCAUUGGUGACACUAAAUGUUAAGGCCAAACAAAAAAAAACUCUGAUCUGUGAGAUUUCGAAAACAAUUCCUUUUAAAUACAAAACAUCGUAAGACAGGUUUUCCUGUUUCAGCAUCUGGAGACUUUAGGAAUAAAAUACCUGCAAGGGAAUCAUCCAGUUUUCUUCCUAUUCAUUUAAAUGGAUAUAGAAUACAAUGGGCUCCCUAUCUGUCAUCUAAACAUCUCUCUAAACAUUGUAAGUGACUAAUUCAAUUCAGUACAACAAAGAACAGAAAAAUCUCCUCUGCGUUUUACUAGUCCAUUUGUUUUCUAAAGACCUGUUUCUCAGCUUCUUACUGUUCUUUAUUACUUGUGGCAUUGCAUACAAAAUUCCACUAAACUUCUGCAAUUCCAAGUUCGUGCUGCAGACUAUUUGUGAGGAAUUUUAGCAGAAUUUGACUCCUCCAACAGGAGGAGAGAUAGCAGCAUUGUUCAAAGGUCUUGUUUUUAAAUCCAAAUCUGCACUCAUAGAAAGACAGAAAAAUUUCAAGCAAUGAUCCCAAAUGUUCAAAACCUCUCUUCACAAUAAUUUAUUCAAGUUGCCAUCAAAUUAAAGGGUCCAUGCUGUUUGCAAAAAAAAAGUUAUGGGAAUACCAAACUUUGAACCAUGAACACUAAUCUUUCUGUGCUUUGACGACAACAUCUUUAAUAUGGAUAAGGAAAGCAACAAAAAGCAUUUUAAAUUUAAAUCCUACUGAGUACAACCUACUUAGCACAACAUACUGAGCACUGGUGCUGUCUUUAUUUUUGUUUAACUUACCAGAGCAGCUUGGUUACUGUAAUUUCUUUUAUUAGUGAGGAUCAAAUUCCAUAUUUUGCAAAACAUUAAGGAAGGACAGGAAAUAUUGUUCUAUGACAAUGUGAAAAAGGUAUUCCUUCUGGUAGUAUUUGCAAUGCUACUGCACACAGCAACUGGAGUAAUUCUUCUUUCAAUAGAGCCAAUGUGUUAUCCAGGAGUUAAGCUUGAUCACCAGGGUAGCCGAGUGCAAAAUCUUAACUUUACUCUUUUGCGAUACUUCGCAAAUUCCUGUUUCAGAAGCUGCAAGAUCUACUUUUUCACAAUGUCUUUAUUAUUUCUAAUAAAUAAGUUUACAUAAAAAAAUGUUUAAAAGUAAGUAAUAGAUAGCAUAACCAGUAGAAAUAAUGUCUUCACUAACAAAUGCAUUUUUUUAAAACUCAGACUCUUUAUUUUAAGUUCUGAUUGCAACCAGUACCUGUGCAAAGAAACCUGCAAAUGCAAGUUUUUUUAAUGAUGAGGAGCAGGGCGAAAGAAAGAAACUAGAUGUUCUGGUCUGAAAACAAAAACCUAAAAUCUGAUUCCCACCAGAGAAUCAAUCAUAAGCACGAGGUACCUCCAAUUCACAAUGUUUCAGAUUCAAGCCCCACAUCAGGGGUUGAGUAUGAAAUUCAAUGCUUGACCGUCUAGUCCAGGACUGGGGAAAGUGUUGCGCUAUCAGUAGGGUUGACAUUGCUGGAGAUUUCUUCAUGCUGACAACACUAAUUGUUAGAGGUGCCAUCUUACAAUAAGUUAUGAAACUGUGACAACAUCUACUUGUUUGGGGAGAUGCAAGAGUUCCCAUGCCUCUAGUUUGAAGAGAAGAGCAGUUAUCCCUGGAGUCCUGGCCAAAAUGUAUAUCCCAAACAACAUCAUAAAACCAAAUUGUCUGGUUUUGAUCAUACUGCUGUUUGCUGAGUGCAUAUUUACUGCUGCAUUCAUGCUGACACUUCAAAGGCAUUUAAUUGACUGUAGAUGUCCUGUUUUCCAUGAGUACAAAUGUUGGUGACUGUUCAAGAGUUUCAAAUAAUGGAGAGAGCAGAUUUAACAAAGUUGUGCGUGAGAAACUGAUUUGAAGGAAUACUUGGCUGCCGUGGGAAAUGGCACAGUGAUUCUGAGAAAGAAAAGGAAAAAUAGUAUUGUGUCAAUUUAUCCCUCACAGAUUUCCCAGAGGUACAUUUGCAUCCAUUUCAACAACUCUCCUGACAGUAGCAACAUUUAAAUCAAGAAAAUUAAUGAGCUUUUAAUGGGCCAAUCAGUGCUGACUUCCUCACAGUAGUGCAAUGUUAUGGGUGAAAGCAUCAGCCUUCCCUCACCCUGUGUUAGAAUCAUGGCAAUUCAGUGGAAUCAUUUGGAAAUAUCUGAAAAAUGCUGCAGCUGAAAUGACAAGGAUGCUGUCUUGCUGCUUCAGAGACUUGCCAUUUCAUUAGGAUCUCAAGGAAACUGAUCCUUCCAUCAGUGCUGCUCCUUUGGUAAUGUGGCAGCCUUGCAUGACUUCAUACUCCUUGAAUUUCAGCAAUGUUCUUGCUGGCGAGACAGUAGAGUCUGCUGGUCCAUGGCAACAGUCCAUAAUGUGUCAAACUCCUCCCUCCAGUAUCCAACCACCAUUUUUUUAAAUUGGACAACAAGCUUAGAGGCAGUCAAGUAAGGAUUUUGCCAUUAGGCACGCAGUUGCCUUGAGCAGGGGCAGGAUCUGAGCAUAAUUUCAAAACUUGAGAAUGAUCUAAGUAUAGAAGCUUCCAGUCUAAGGUCUCAUAUGGUGCAAAAGCAGAAGGUGCUGAAGAAACUCAGCAUGUCUGACAGCAUCUUUGGAGAGAAGGAAAAUUAAUAAAUUAUGUUCAAUAUGACUCCUCUUCAGACACCUAAAACAGAGACACUGUAGAAAGCAUGAGAUUGGAAAGUUGCCCUCUGAAAUAUUUGUUUUAAGCUUAGAGUAUUAUACCACUGGCUAGAUAUUUCAGUCAGUUUGUCAUUGACAGAAAUUGUACAUCGAAACAAUAAUAUUUUGAACAUGGAUUAGCAAGGCCACCAACAUUAAUGGAACUAAAAAUCAGAGUGUAAAAUAGGAUGUUGAUUCCUUACUGCCUAUUUUCCAUUGAUGCACAGUCAGAGUCUACCACAAGAAUUUAGCCCUGUAACAAUUUUCUGGCUGACAGUAAGCUGGAGAGUAAAGCAAUGUGUGACACUGCUAUAUGAACUUCUCCUUGGAAUUGAAAAUUGGUUUACAAGAUUUUUAUUUUGGCCAGUAGAGGGUGGCAGAUCUCUAUCAACAAAAUUAACCAGCAGUGAACUGAUUGUUUUAACUUGCUUACCUGCAGGACAAAACUGCACCAAUGAUGGCAACAAUGCAAAGUCAUAAUGAAAAUAAGCAUUCAAACCUGUUUUGUAUAUAAAUCUGUCGCAACCUGUGCUUAAAUUUUUACAAUAUUUUGAAACACUUCGGAUACAUUUUGAUAUAUUUGUCACAGUUACACUUUUAACGUCUUUUGGGAGGAAAAUAUUUUUGUAAAAUUAGUUUAACCUUCUUCCUACUAAGGCAGUAGGAAAUUUGUAAAUUGCUGAACUAUGUUAAAGGGAAAAUAUAUUUUAUUUCCAGAUCAUUUAACAUAAAAGUGAGGUAGUUUUCUUUGUUCCCGUUGCAAAGCUUUUAGCACUUAAUUGUAUAGUUGUGAUAUCGUGGGGUAAAAUUGUAAAUAUAAUUUAUCGAGGAUGGAUGCAUGCAAUGUGAUUUUCUCCUGCCUCUGAUGGUUUGUAUAUAACUAUGUGGAAGCACAGUGACAUUUUAUAGGUUAUCGUUUUGUACAUCUGAAGUUCUCUUUUCAAACCAUCUCCCUAUACAGGGUAUUGAAUUUUAUAAGACAUUUACAGCCAUUUUGUAUGAAUGUAGGUUCAAUAAUUUUGUUUUUACAAGUUGUGAACUUAAAGGGACUUGGUAGCAAAAUGCAUUUUGCAUACUGUCCCUUUGUUUCAAACUAAUGGGGUGAGUUUGUCUUCAAACCAGUGGCUGUAAUGAUCAUACAUGGAGUAGUCAAUGAUCUAAAAUCAGUUCGUAUCAACUAUGAAUCCCUCAUCAAAAGCUCACCAUCAUUCCUAUUUACAUUGAUCAAGGUGGGGUAGAAAUGGAAAACAAAUGGAUUAGGGUGUUUGACUUGCAAACUGAAAGUAUUUCCUUCAAACAUUUAAAAUGUGAGAAAUAAAGAACCCCUAUUGGUAUUUUUAAAAAUUUUGGAACUAUUUCAUAUCGAAAGUUUUAAUUUGCCAAUUUGAAAUCUGGUGUGUGAGAGCAUAUGUGACCUAAAAUAGAUUAGUUUCACACUCAACAUUAGAUAUGUCAUAAAGUUAAGGUUUUUAAAUUUAUGCGUGUUGGCAGUAUUCUGGUUACACUAAACAUUGUCUGUUGAGAUGGGUAGGUAAUGUGCCUCACCUUGGUGUGAGUAGAAGGAAUUUUAUUUUGAUGUGCUAUGCCUAAUAAAAUCAUGAAGCUAUUUAUAAAGGAUUGGUCUGCAAGUUCGUUAGGCAUAGCGUAGAGUGGAACUCUUUCCCCAUGAUGAUUAUCUAAGCGUUUUUGCAAAUAGUUGUGAUGUGGGACAUUAGCGCAAAGUGGACAAUGUUGAUUCUGCCACUAUUUUGCAUCUUUUUCACUUCUUAUUUUCAUUGAAGUACAGUAAGAGGGGGUAAGAAUGGUGUGAGAUGUAGAAUAAGCAGCCAAAUCAAUUAUAUGUAUGCAUAUAUUUAAUGUCCAAAAUUGUGAUUUCCUGCAGUAAAAUGAUAAUAUCACUUGCUGGAUUAAUGGAUUCACUUGAUACAUGUCUCACCCUGUGGAUGAUAGAGUUGGACAAUGUUCUGGAUACUGUCAUUGAGUGGAGAAAUAAGAAUUUUAUAAUUCCUUACUAUCAUCAUUAAUCUUCCUAGGCUCAAGCAUGAACGAAAUAUCAAUAAAUUCCAAGUACAAUACCUUCAUUUCUUAAUCAAGAUAACAUUGUACACAUUUAAUUCAGGAUAUAGUUUAUAUCCACUAAACGAAAGGAAGGAUUGUUUGUUUGAUUCUGACCAUUAGGUGAGAGUGUGCAGCUCAAGAAUAUUAAUAAUAUUUAUUUAUUAUAUGUUAUUGUGAGGUUAUAAGUGAACCAUAAGAAAAUUAAUAACUUUAUUACUGCUAUGAGUUGAAACAGGAAAAAAAAAUUGGACUAUUUGCCCACCUCUGAAUGGCCAGUGUUUAAACCAAGCAGUUUUAAGCCAACAUUCAGGAGUACCCUUACGCCUAGUAUACCUGAUUGUUAGUACUUGAAAAAUAGAUGCACUUUUUAUGACCCAGGCCCUUGUUUUUCUUUAUUUUGUGAUGUGGUGUUUUGCUAAUGAAACGGGUCAUAAGAAAAUACUAGAGAGAGCUGAACAAUCUGAAACGUUACCUAUUCCCAGUCAAUCUAUAUCUAGGACUACCUGCCCAAAAAUGGAAUCCCAUAUAGGUGGUGGGUGGUAAUUAAUGGAGAUGACAAGGGGUCCCACCAGCUGUCUAGAGAGUCAGUGAAAGCUCUGUGUCACGUCUUUAGGGAAGAUCCACCACAUUAGGUCCCAUUAGACAGUGGCAGGCCUUCUGCAGGAGUAAGAACAUAAGGGCAGUAGUCCCACAAGCUAAAAUGUACAGAGCUCUAUUGAAUAGCAAUGUCACUGAAAAAGGGGUUUGCUGCUGCCAGUACAAUACACACUUGAGACCUAGUAUCAUUGCUAGCUCCUAGGUCAGAGGGGUGAGUUAACAUUGUACUGGGAGGUUGGCAGUGAGGGUGGGAGCUGGAUUUCAUCUGGCUCCCCCAGUUCGAAUGCUGGGUCUUUUGAUGAAGCACUGAGUGCCUUUGAAUGAGAGAUCCUCAUCAAACUACACCAUGUGUAUUCUCUACAUGGUGAGCCCUCUACCCAUCUCUGGGUUAAUACUACAGUGGUCACAGGAAGCUAAUUGUUUUCAUUUUGUGGACUUAUUCAGACUGGAGACAGGAAGCCAGUAUGGUUUUCCCUGCCUGAUUAUGUAACCCACUGUCAAACUUGUCACUGAGAUGGGAAUUCAUUUCAACCCUUUACAUACAUGGCAACCUGCUAAAAGGUGCAUGCAUCUCAUAGGACUUAUCAUACAAACAGGCUGGUUCAAGCUAGAAUUUGAAUUUGUUCAGUUGCAGUUGUACUCUCGAAUUCAGAAGCUUCGUUUGUCAGUAUUUUGAGCUGAAUCUGAAGUAUGAGAGUGUUGUUUGGAUGGAUUUCUGCCUUAUAGCCUAUUGAGUUUUCGCACUGGAUUUUACUCAUCUGCCACCUAUCUUUCCCUGAGGUGUCCCUUGCAUCCAUUUCAAACCAAACUUACCAUGUUCCAGUCUCAAAACAACUCAUUACUCUGCAGAUAUCCCAGAAUUCGCGAUCAUUCCUUGAACCCAUGCCAUCUUAACUUGUGUUGUGCACCUAGACAAGCACUACCAGUCCAUAUCUACACAGCACAGUUCCUGAUAUUUUCCUCAGAAAUGCCAGACAAAUGGAUAUCUUUGCCCUGUUUUGUUGGUAGGGACCUGGAAGACUUGCUGGAAGGAGUGAUACACACACAGGACUCCUCCUUUCCAGGACCAGAAGUGACGGCUAUGACACCAGCCUGGUCAGACAUUGCUACCUGGCAGAAUGUCUAGCACUGUAUGAUGAAGGUCAAUCUCCUUCUUCACUUCACAAAUAUCAGCUCCACCAGCUUGUCUCUGAUACCUCCCCUCCUGUCUAUCUCACCUCCCAAUAAGACUCACAUUCUACCACUCUUACCAUUGCCCACAAUGUCUUCUCUCACUUGUUGUCACCCCCAACACCACUAAUCAUGCAUGUCCUCUGCGCUACCUACUUACUCACUCGGGACAUCGUACCACCUGUACCAAGAGUAACAUCAGUGUCACCCACUUUCAAUUCCCAUAAUACCUGCCUGUCUUUCAAUCCAGGUGGAAAACAGCCCACAAGAGAGCAAUAAGAUUCAAGACAGGAAGCAAAUUGCCUGACUUUCAGUUCCUUACCCCUUAUUUGGAGAGCAUCCUGACUUUGACCGCCCCAAAUGGUUGGCUGACCAUUUUCAAGCCCCUGAAUUAACCUGAGAGAUUUUCCUUGACUUACUGUGGGAGCACCUACUGAAAUAAAGACUGUUUCCCCUUGACUUGACUGCAGCCUGCUGACAACCAUUCCUGGAUUUAUAUCUGCACUAAACAGCAAGGCAAUCCAGAAGUCAUGUGAGUCUGGUAUCUCUGACUGGGAGGGAGAAAACAAAAAUCACAAAAAAAAGGAAAGCAAGGCAAUGCAAGAUAGGGAGCACCCAGGUGGAUUUACAGUGAGUGUGCACUAUGAGUGAGUGAAGAGCUUGGAGAUGCAGCUCGGUCUGGUCCUUGAGCUGGGUGCAUAUGUCUGAAUGUAAAGCGCCCUAGCCACAGCAUUACAAUGGUAGUUUCUGGAGCAGCCAAGUUGCAGCAUUAAAGUGCAAAAGCGUCCUGUAGGUGAAUCAGAGAUUUGGCGUGAGGGUUCUUAGAGACUGACACACAUCAGGUGUCAGUAUAUGACUAAUCCACUUUUUGCACCAAAGGUGAAACAGUAAUAAAUGCAUUUUACUUUUGAAUGUUGUUGCCCUAAUUCAUUUAAGAUUAUAUGAGUUCUCUUGUCCGAAUGAGCUAGCACAGUAAGCCUAGACCCUUCAAAACAUCAGCUCUCCUGCUCCUCUGAUGCUGCUUGGCCUGCUGUGUUCAUCCAGCUCUACACCUUGUUAUCUCAGAUUCUCCAGCAUCUGCAAUUCCUACUAUCUCUGAGCUAGCACAGUAUGCUGUUUACCUCUUGCAGUAUUCUUCAAUGUCACAGUGAUCAUGACAGCUUUUAAAAAAAGAUUAAAAACUGCUGUUGAAGCAAAACAAACCUUGUUGUCCCCUAAAGAGCAAUCCCUCUUAGCUCAACUGUAAAAAUACACUUUGCAACAGCGUUUGAAAAAUGUGACAGAUUAUUGACCAGUUUUGCACCUGUGGAGUAAUUUCGGAUGCACAAAGACAAAUUCAGCACUGUAAUCUGGAAGUCAGAUCUGCACUAAGAUAGGAGGAGGUUUGAGAGUAUUUCCAGGAUGGAGACAGUGCUUGUCAGACAAUUGUACAGCAAUGCAAAGUCAAAUUUUGAGGUGAUCUAUAAAGUGAAGAUUUUACAGUUGAUUUUGAAUCACUUUAACUUAGUGCUGAAUUUGACUCUGUUUGAAAGUCAGCAGUUUGAUGUGCAUUGAGGGGACAAUGAGCAAUGCUAGAUUCAUGACUGCAUGACUAAACAGGGCUCAUGCGUUACUGGACAUAGAGCAAUGAAAGAGGUGGCAACUCCUACAUCAGACUCACGACAUUAGCUCUUUAAGAUUGCGAACAAAACAUUGUAUUUGUAGAAAUAUCUCACCUAAGAAAAUGCAGUAAAUAGAAUAAACAAUGACCAGAUUGUCUAUCACCACUGGUGUACAAAAUUUCAAAGGUGUAAUGGUUAAGAUUGAUUUUGUGGCUUGAUUUUAAGUAUAAACGAGUGUCUUUUGGACUUUGCAUAAUCGUCCGGUUAAUGACAAUCACUGUUGGAUGCAGUUAUUGUACUGUUUGCCACUCAGGGAUCGUAAGCGUCAGAGGAAAGGUUUGGAAUGCAUAAUGUCUGAGGUGAAAAAUAUCUCCCAACAAGGCUUUCAGUUCUGAGAGACAUUGGGCGUAGGGGCCCGAUUUUAGGAUACAUUAUAUUAUUUUGCACAACGGAAAUCCUUCAGAAUAAUUGAAUGCAUCUUAAAUGAUUUAAAGAGAGAAGCAAUGACAAUUAGAAAGUCAAAAUAAAAAGUAAGGCGAUAAAACAGACAAUCUGAAAGAUGGGUUAAUGUUUCAGUUGGAACCCAUCGUCAAUAGUGUCAAUCUAGCUUCCCUUUUUGAUCCUUAUUAAAGCGUUAAUACAAUUUCAAAAUGAAAAGUUACAGAAGUGUUAAGUGGCAGGGUUGAUUUUUGUGACUUUUUGUCCCAAUGAGUGCCCACUCAAUUAUUCAAUUGCUACUAAGUCCAGCAAGAACCCAGGGCAUUAGUUAUUAUACCAGUCCUCAGCUAUGAGCAAUAAGAGGGUAUAUAGUAACGUAUUUCACAUGAUAUGUCAAUCAGGGUUAAGCCUGACGAGGUCAGCAUUCAUAAUUCAUACUCCAACAUUUCAAUUCAGAAACUUACCAGCCUCUUGUUUCAGGAAAGUUCCUGUGUUCAUCAAAUUGACUUUUACCAAUUUACUAAUUGAUAUAAUUUGACCUUAGUUGGUCAGGCAGCAUCUGGGGAGUAAUGUAGAGAGUCAGUUUUUGAAAUGGAUGAUCUUGUCAGAAGUGUGGACUUGUUAUUAAAAUAUCUGAAUAGAUCUGAUGAAGAGACCUUCAAAGUAUAUAAAUUAAUCCAAAUUGAAAUAUUCAGAAAUGAUUUCAACCCCCCCAUCCCCACACCACCCCCCAAUCCACGUUGCCUCGUGUAGCACAAAGAGGGAGAAUUGGCAACAUUUCUAUUCUGUUCAUGACCAUGUAUGCACACUGCAAAUAGAAAUAUGUAUAUCCCAUAACUCUUCAAGCUGGCAGUAGGUGUUAUGAUUCUCCAGUGGUCUGUGUGUGAAUUGUCUAGGUUUGCCUAUCUGAUCAAGUAGGCAGGACCACAGGCCUGAAACGUCAGCUUUUGUGCUCCUAAGAUGCUGCUUGACCUGCUGUGUUCGUCCAGCUCCACACUUCAUUAUCCCCAGUAUUUGAUUAGUUGGGUCCUGAAGAGUAAACUACGUUACCAAAUUGCAUUCUGAACCUUUUCAUAGAGUGCAACAUGUCUAUGUUUUAAAAAAAAAACAUGGGGAUCGAAAGACUGCAAAAACUUUAUACAUUCACUAUAAUUUGUUCAUGCCAGAGUUAAACUAAUUCUCAUUUUUAAGUACAAUCUAAUUGACUUUCGGCGAGAUAAUGCUGAAAUAAUCUAUUUUCAAAUCUUGCAAUGACUGCAGAGAAGAAUUUCCUAUGUGCAGACUAAAAUUUAGUAAAUAAGGUUUGGUAUAUAUUCCAUUGUCUUCGUGUGUCACAAACAAAGAAAGGCUUCUAUUGAAGUUUAGAAUUCCAAAUAUAAAAUAGAUAUAGUAAGCAAUAAUCUAAGGCAUUUGUUUGGUGAAAGAAUCUGCCGCAUAACUGUAGAAAACACAAGGUUCAUUUUGCAUGCUGCUCCUUUACAAUGUACAAAAAUUCUGGUCAUUGUCUUCUAUAUAUUUGUUGAACCUGUAUUUGAUAAAGCUGUCGCCUCAAUUUAUUGCUGUAGCUCUCUAUCCACUCUGUGAAUAGAUCCUAUAAUAGUACAGACUAGUAGUUCAAACUGGCGUCCGGCUUUGUAAUUUUCUUAUGAACAAGAACUCAUUUUCUGAAUAAUUAAGAGACAGGGCGAGGUAUAGUAGUGCAAUCUCCUCUCCUGUGAUAAACAUUUUUUGUAUGAGAAAUCUGAUUGUAAUUAGGAUAUUGUGGGCUUUUCUACUAUUAGGAUUUUUUUCAAUAAAUGACAAACAAAUCCACUGACAGGACUGUCCAUCUUAACUUAUACGUCCCAAAGAGUUUUUAAAAAAUGAAUGUUAAUAAUAAUUAUGCAAAGGAUUUGGGAAAUCACUAAAAAUUAUGAGUAAGCUGGCAGUUGUUUCUCAGUCCUUUGAGGUUCAGUCUGUAUAUACUUAUAACUCUUCACAACAUUCACCCCAGUGCUGAGCAUCUGUUUACUUUUUAUGAAUAAACAUUAAGAUUCUGGAGUUGGCAGCAUGUCCUGUAUUACUUUGAAAGCUUUCUUCUAUCUUGAGUGCCAUAAAUCACAAUAAUGAAGAUGUCUGAGAGGUAUGGAAUGUAUUCAGCACAAAUGUUGUACACAAAAGCAACAGGCAGUCUCAGGAUGCCAUUAUGUACAUAAAGUGAAUUUUUCAUAUUUCUACUGUUCAUGCCACAAAAUAGUGGAUCAUGGAAUUUCACUGAUCUGCCCAUUCACUGUUCAUUGUUGUCCUUGAAAAAUCACAGUUCAUUGACGUGCUGUGCUAAAUGAACAUACUGAAUAUAGCUAUGAGGUGGUUCUCUUUGGAUGAAACAAAAUCAUAUUGUUUCAGAAAUUUCAUGUUCAGUUGCAUUGCUUUCCUAAUGUGUUUUAAAAUCUCCUGUGAUUUCCAUGACUACUGGUGCAUCAUACUUAAUAAUUUCUGAAUGACCAAGGUAGCACCUCAGUACCAUUCCAUAAUUAAAACCAGACUGUGGGAUUUUCCUUUUUACUAAAUAUUAUGACCAACUGUCAGCAUUUUAUUUUCUGUUCUGGUAUUGCAACCCUGUUAAUGGCCAUGAAAACAUGAAUAUUUGUAAUGAUUACUAAGAGGUUGUGUUUAAAUAAACUUGAUUGUAAUAGUAUGAUACUACAUUAACUAUUACAGAAUAGAUAGGAAUAUAAACAAUUAAAACUAAACAGAAUUUAUGUUCCAUUUUAAAAAUAGCUAAAUUAUUAAUCUUUGAAAAUCAUCUACAAUCCUUACUUUGGGUUUCUUAUGGUAGCUGAACUAUGUUAAUAUUAAAAACUGAUUCACAUCAUAGGAUCCCUUAAAGAAAUUUGAGACAAUCGGAAAUGUUCACUAGUUUAGUGAAAGUAAUAUUUUCCUACUCUUUUCAGCUAUGCUAGUGAUAUUGCACUAUGGGCCUUUGAACUUUACCUAGGCUUCUCAAUACAAGAAAAGAAAAAAAGAUAGUGACAUUUUAAUAUACAUAGAAAAAUGACCAUGUACGAAUCAGGAAAGUUCAUUUCACUUAUCCUUGCCACAGAUCUUAAAUGUUAAUGAGAAUGAGUUGGAAGGAGUCUGAAGAGUUUGUAUUCAAAGCCUUUGCUAUGGAGACUUCCGAGAAAUCCUAAUGCACUGGGGGAAGGCACUGUAAGAGUUCAGUCUUCUGUUUUCUUGUAUAUAUUACAAAAAAAAACUUUGGUUUGUUCUGUUAAGUAAACUGCAAAUACUUUGAAAAGUUUUAAGUUACCUUGUAUUUGAAAAUAUUGGCAUUUUGAAUUCUGUAAGCAGAAUAGUUUGACAAUAGUAGAAGUCUUUUUAAUGCACAUUAAAUAUUUCUGAAUGUUUACUGUAAAUGACAAUCUAUGUUUAUGUUCCUUUAAUGAAGAAUGAAGA
Molecule: messenger RNA, 17462 nt
Organism: Stegostoma tigrinum
Lineage: Eukaryota; Metazoa; Chordata; Chondrichthyes; Orectolobiformes; Stegostomatidae
Product: nuclear receptor ROR-beta
Exons: 10
Coding region: 228-1631 (467 amino acids)
Biological process (GO): regulation of transcription by RNA polymerase II
Cellular component (GO): nucleus
Molecular function (GO): RNA polymerase II cis-regulatory region sequence-specific DNA binding; nuclear receptor activity; zinc ion binding
Source: RefSeq, a predicted model, not a curated record